AUCUCACCGCAAGCAGCAUCUACUGCUGAGGAUCCGUAUGCUUUCUUGUCGUCAUUUGACACGGUCCUACUCAUUGAUAACUCCGGCUCCAUGGCCGGCGCCUCAUGGAAGCAGGUCAAGGCAGUCCUCCAGGCAAUUGUACCUAUCUGUACAGCGCAUGACGAAGAUGGCAUUGAUAUCUACUUCAUCAAUAAGCCUACCAAUGCGCUGCCUGGUUUCGAAAUGGGCAGCGCGGGUGGUUUUUACCGCAAUGUCACCAAUCUUGCCAAGGUGGAGGAUAUAUUCAGUACGGUGAAGCCCGGCGGGGACACAAUGAUGGGCAGACGUCUCAAAGAAAUUCUGGUUCCCUACACGGAGCUCUAUAAACAAAAAGAGCGAGAGACGGGAGACAAGACGUGUCUGAGGCCGUUGAACAUCAUCGUCAUCACCGACGGCGAGGCCAACGACAACGUCGAGGAAAGCCUCGGCAACGCCGCCCGCUUCUUGGACGAAUGUGGCGCCCCUCCGUACCAGAUCGGCGUCCAGUUCUUCCAGAUAGGCAACGUUCCGGGUGUGGCCGAGUAUCUCCAGUACCUGGACGACGAACUGGGCCGCAAUUCCCGAAACGGCUUCAGGGAUAUGAUUGAUACGGUCACGUUUGACUGCCUUCCUGGAGACACCGCGCCGACGCUUACAGCGGAUGGUAUCUUGAAGGCCGUGCUUGGUGCGGUGGUGAAGAGACUGGAUCGUCGGCCUGCU
This is a messenger RNA of Pseudomassariella vexata, 738 nucleotides long. RefSeq lists its product as uncharacterized. NCBI's taxonomy places the organism in Eukaryota, Fungi, Ascomycota, Sordariomycetes, Amphisphaeriales, Pseudomassariaceae. The transcript has a single exon. The annotation marks the transcript as partial. The record is from RefSeq and is a predicted model, not a curated record.